GGUUCAGCUUGUGAGCGGGGAAGCCCCGCUACCAAAUGUGAAUUCUGGUAAAGCUCGAAAGACCAGGGAUUGACUAUUAAGUUUGAGUCACCGUCAGUCUGUUUAUGGUGGGGUUACAAGAGUUGGAAGUAUGGAGGCACGAGUGGUUUCUCCCAAGUUCUAAUGUAUGCUAUUUCGUGCGUGUAAUGGUUGUCCUCAACAGUGCAUUAUUACUGACGUUGAAACAGCUUACUUUUCUUAUUUCGUGCGUGUGAAAUUAUCUCUUUUUCUGUUUGAUGGUUGCUACCGUCAAAAAGAGUACAUUCACAUUGUUCGGCAGCAUCAAUUUAUUUCUUGUACAAUUCACGUUCAGCAUCAUCUACCGAAAUCUGACACUAUGCCUUUUGGAAAUGUUCUAAUGCAGUUUCCUUUGCAACAGAGUGCAAAUGAACUGGAUGAAACUUAUGAGCCUAGAUGGGAAGACCCUAAUAAUUACCUGGCAUCUAUUUGGACAAGAGAUGAAACAAAUUCCUGGGAAAAUAGUGAGAGUUCUGAAUACUUUGUACAUUCCACAGCUGUGAACAAGCAGUUAGCCUUCCCAAAUGAUUGUGUAAACACAGACUGGAAAACGAAGUCUGUGAAACAGUGGGAGUCUAAUGACAUAAUGUGCUGGAUAAUUUCAGUCGCUAAUAAGAAUGACCUGAACUCUGAAGAAAUAGGUAUUUCGCAGUUUAAUGAUAUAGAUGGAGCAACACUGUACAGUAUGUCUGAAGCAGAUUUUGUAUCCAGAGAAUCACAGCAUGGGAAAUUUCUUUUCAGUACUUUGCAGCAACUGAAGCAAGAGCAAGAGCAUCAGCAGGUGGAUAAUAUAAACAAAUUGCCUCCAGUAUCCACAAUUAAGCCUGAUGAGAGGGAUUAUUACCCAUUACUUAUGAAUCUUAACUCAGCAAGCACUUCCAGAAUUGAAGGCCACCAAUCCUCAGAUGAAUCUGAAGGUGGAAUACAUGGCAUUCCACCAAGUGUAACAGGCAAGAGACGACCAGGGCGGCCUCGUAUACCUGGACGUAGGAGUAAGAAACCAGAAAAGAAGACUGGAAGGUUGUGGGAGUUCAUUAGAGAUCUACUGCUGAAUAGAGAAUACUGUCCAAGCUUAAUCUGCUGGGAAAACCAUGAUGAAGGUGUUUUCAGAUUUGUUCGUAGCGAGAAGGUUGCGAAACUAUGGGGAUCACUUAAAGAGAACCCUAAAAUGACGUACGAAAAAUUGAGCCGUGCCAUGAGGUACUACUAUAGGAGCAAAGUGUUGCAGCCUGUUUUGGGCCGGAGGUUGGUGUACAAAUUUGGACCUACUGCAACAGGCUGGCAGACACCAAAUCCAAACUUCAGGGUAUAAGUGUCUGAGAACAAUUUAGUUGUAUGCUCAUUUCAUCAUGGGCAGCACUGAAAAAUUAUCUGUGAUUUGAAAUUUGCGCGAAUACGAAGUUUAUUUUGGGGAGGGGGUUGCAGGUGGAAAUUGUGUUGGCCAAACAAGUGUUUGUGACUGAAUUACCAGAAGUCAUAAAGGGAGAAUUUGUACUGUACUGUUUAAGGCUGUUAUGACCCAGUUUAAGGCCAAAUGUAACAUAUUCUCUCGUGUAUAUGAACGAAAUGACAUUCUCAAAUUGUAGUAUGCUUCAGGCAGCAUACUGACAGCAUUUUGAGUGAUUGAAUGAGUCCAGGCAAAUUGGAAACAGCAUUCUCAUAUUGUAUUCUACGGAUACACUAUUGAUAGUAUUUCAGUUGAUAGUCUGAAUGAAUCCCAGUGAAAUGGAUUUGUGUGAAAUAUUCUCAGGUCGUUGAUUAGUGAUAAUUAUUGAACAGUUUUCAAACAUCCUGGUCAAAAGCAACAUAAGACACCAGUCAGUAAAAAUGUAAAGAGGUCAUAUCUUUAGUCAUAAAUAUGAAACUUGUGCUGACAGUUUGUUCGUUACAACUGGAAAUGGGUGGAUGGAAUUAACUCCCAUUAAAAGAACAUUCCUGUUGCAACACUGACUUCUGCUCAAUGAAGGAUAUGACAUUUUGUAUCCAACAAACAUUUAAUCAAAACCAUUUUAUGUCACAAAUAUUCCUAGUAUAUUAAGCUUUCAUAAUAAUAUAUAACCAACUUUUUAUCAUCUGCAUUAAAUUUGUGAAUUUAUGUGAGAAAUGUGGAAAGAAGUUUGUCUUUCAUCCAGUGUCAACAUAAAAGUUAUGAUGCCACGAGUUGGAGAAUUAUUUCUUUUGUCCCAGCAAUUUUUGAUGUUGAUAGUACUGAAUGUUUUUUUUGAAAAACAUUUUCAUGUGAGUUGUGGCUUAUGUUUAACAUGUUUAAAAUGUAUUGCACAAAAAUUAAAGUUCAGUGGUAAAUAUUUAUUAUACACAUUAAAAAUAUGUACAGAUUAAAUGUUACAAAAUGCAAAAUUAUGCAUUCAUGUACACAGAUGAGUGUUUGUUGGAAUACACACACACAAACAAAAUCUACAUACAUGUAUAUACAUGCACAUAUAUACUUUUUUAUAAUUUUAUGCUUUAAAUCAAACAUGAUUUUAUUUUAUAAAUGUACUGUGUUUAUUUUUUUAAGUUGAUUUGCAUACCUGAUCGAGUUUCAGUAUUUUCAGAAAGAUAUGGUUUGACCAUAGUAAAUGUCACUAGUAUAUUACCAGAAUCAUUUGAUGUGCUGUCAUGGUGUACUUCAGUGUUUGCAUGCCUAUCUUUGACAUACUGGUGGUAAGGCUUGUAUGCUGUAUAAAUAAAAUAAAACUGAUGACUGUUCCUAAUAAACAUGGCAUUUACUAGUA
Molecule: messenger RNA, 2792 nt
Organism: Zootermopsis nevadensis
Lineage: Eukaryota; Metazoa; Arthropoda; Insecta; Blattodea; Termopsidae
Product: ETS homologous factor
Biological process (GO): cell differentiation; regulation of transcription by RNA polymerase II
Cellular component (GO): nucleus
Molecular function (GO): sequence-specific DNA binding; DNA-binding transcription factor activity, RNA polymerase II-specific
Source: RefSeq, a predicted model, not a curated record